AUGGCCUCCACAGCAGCAGCAGCAACCACAAAUGGUCAUUCGGGGACGAUAAAUGGAAAGCUUCACACUAGCGAAACAAAUGGCCCUGAGAGUGAUCCAGACCUUGUCAUGAUGACCACCCUCAAGAAGGAGCUCGCCCAUACGAUCCUCCGCGUGGAACGCGUCGAUCCAAAGGAUUCCGCCAGCCUAGGCCCUGAUGACCACAAUGGCCGCCACGUGGCGGGCGGUCAGCACCAGGGCAUUAUCAUCAACAAGCAGCUCGGCUCAUCAGUAUCUGCUUUAAACUCGCGAGCCUUUGACCUUCGCCUCGCCUUCAAGGUCUACCUCAUCAACGCCAUCACCUCGAUUCACCAGCAGGAAAGCCGAGAGCUUCGCUUUUGGUUCUCGACUGAAGAUGAAGUUCUCGAGGAGUACGGCUACUCAGACCGGAUGCACUGUGCCCAGGCCUUUUUCCGAGCUCUGGUAGGCGGAGGCUCUGAUGGAUUUCCCAAGAGCUACGUCGCCUUCAUCAUGAAGCUGAUGAAGACGAUGCAGUCGGCGGAGUUUCGUCCUCUUCGUCAGCUGGAGCUGGAGGUGCGAGCCGUGGAUGAGCCCUUUGAGCGACCGCCCUCGUCAGCUGCAAACUCUCGACCUUGCUCUGUCGACGAGAACUCCAUUGCUCAACUAAUACCACUAACCGAGGAGAAGGUUCUGGAGAUGAUCGAGGCCGCCUACCCAAACCCGAUUUCUCUGGUGGACAUUGCAAAUUCAACCCGAUCCGCUCCCGAAGAAGUACACCACCUGCUUCUGAACCUAACUAGCAAAGGAGUCGCUCGUUUCACCGAUCCAAACUCAAUGGAUCAGGUGGUCCGCGUCACCAGCGACGAGACCAAGGUCAAACGAGUUCGACAAAUGCCCGAAGUGGUCCGUUCACAGGCGCCCACUGUGGCCAUUAUCACGGCGCAGUUCUGCGAAAAACUGGCCGUCGAUGCGAUGAUCGAGAACAAGGACACCUAUGUGCGCUACAAGGUUGAAGGUGAAUCCAACGUCUACACACUGGGCAACAUUGGUCAGCACCGAGUGGUGGCCACCAAGUUACCUGCCGUCGGAAACUCCCGUUCAGCGAUGAUUGCCGCCGGAAACACCACAACGAGGCUGCUGGGCACCUUUCAACACGUCGAGUACGUCUUUCUCGUCGGCAUCGGCGGCGGCGUUCCGCACUACACUGACUUUCGCCAACAUGUUCGCCUCGGCGACGUGGUCGUUUCGACUUCACCGAAAAAAACUGUUCCUCCUGCUUCACCUCGAGCUAACGGUCACUCUCAGGGCACGAAUGGAAAUUAUCCCAACUUUCCCGCUGGUAACAUGCAAAAUCGCUCCGACUACGUGUACGUCCACUGUGAGAAGCUCCGCUCUUCUCCGGACGAGCCGUUGAACGCCUCCAACUCGGCGGUGGCCAAGCUGAACACAGUGGACAGCUUCAACUACCGCUUCUGGUGCCCGUAUUCGCUGGAACUGCAGGACAUUGCAAAGAAACUGCUAGAGGAAGCCCAGGAAACCGGGUCCCGCCCUUGGGAGCAGUAUCUUGUGGAGGCCCGAGAGAAGUUGAUGGAAUCGGACGAUCUGGACUUUGUACGACCUGACCCGGCCACUGAUAAGCUCUUUAUGAGCAUCGGAACGAACGAUCUAAUUGAGAUGGCCCACCCUGAGGCGAAGCCUGAGGAUAAUAGCUUUGAGGGAGAGGAAUAUGAUCCUCGGAAGGCGGGUUUCCCCGCCAUUCACUUUGGAGCCAUCGGCUCGGGCCGCCUGGCGGUGGGCGGCAAUGAGCAACUCCGCCAGGACAUUGCCCAGAAGUGGGGACUGAAGGCGUUUGACAUUGAGUACGACACGGUGAUUGAGUCGAUCUUCGGCAAUCGGAAGGACCG
Rhagoletis zephyria (snowberry fruit fly) is the source of this 1904-nucleotide messenger RNA. NCBI's taxonomy places the organism in Eukaryota, Metazoa, Arthropoda, Insecta, Diptera, Tephritidae. The record is from RefSeq and is a predicted model, not a curated record.